Messenger RNA from Cercospora beticola, 1806 nucleotides. RefSeq names its product transcription factor (gene FST1). NCBI's taxonomy places the organism in Eukaryota, Fungi, Ascomycota, Dothideomycetes, Mycosphaerellales, Mycosphaerellaceae. Gene Ontology annotation, biological process: transmembrane transport. The record is from RefSeq and is a predicted model, not a curated record. Gene Ontology annotation, cellular component: membrane. Gene Ontology annotation, molecular function: transmembrane transporter activity.
AUGUCGGAAAAAGAGCCCACCAAAGCCAUCGAAACGGUCGAGCAAAAUGCUGCCUCCAACGACCACAACGAGAACAUGUCUGCCACAGACGAUAUCCACGCGGCGGGCAAAGACACAACAGCCCGCGCCACAAGCGUCCCCGGCGAGCCUCUCACAACGAAAGAAGCCAUCUCCAUCGCCCAAGCCGGAGGCUGGGAAGCCGACGCCCUCAUCGAACAACUCGACAAAGAGCUCGCCGCAGACCCACGUCUAACCAAGAAAGGCAUUUUCGACCUCGAAUUCGCCAAUCCGAAGUAUUUCACCUAUAUCCUCGUCGCCUUCGCCUCCAUGGGAGGCCUCCUCUCAGGUCUCGAUCAAUCUCUCAUCUCCGGUGCAAAUCUGUUCCUUCCAGACGACCUCCAUCUUUCCACACACCAGAAUUCUCUUGUCAACGCUGGUAUGCCAUUGGGAGCGGUCGCCGGAGCUUUCAUUCUGAGUCCAUGCAACGAGUACUUCGGCCGAAAGUGGAGUAUCAUCAUCUCGUGCAUCCUGUACACCAUCGGCGGAGCUCUGGAAGCGGGAGCGAUGAACUAUCAGAUGAUCGUAUGGAGUCGCGUCAUCUUGGGAAUGGGAGUCGGUCUCGAAGGCGGUACUGUUCCAGUUUAUGUGGCCGAGACAGUGGAGCGAAGAAUGCGAGGAAACAUGGUCAGUUUGUAUCAGUUCAACAUCGCUCUCGGCGAGGUGUUGGGCUAUGCAGUCGCUGCAAUGUUCGUUUCUGUUCCUGGAAACUGGAGAUAUAUCCUCGGAAGCUCCCUGGUGUUCUCGACGAUCAUGGGAAUUGGUAUGUUGUACAUGCCUGAGAGUCCCAGAUGGUUGUUGCACAAGCACCGCACCCUCGAUGCGUACAAAGUUUUCAAGAGGAUUCGAGGAAGCACGUCUAUCGAGGCAAGAGAGGAGUUCUUUGUGAUGAAGGUUAGCACAGAGCAAGAGCAGGCUGAAGUCGCGGCUGGAACUGGCUCGAGGAAAGCACCUUGGCUGGAUCUCUUCACAAAGCCUCGUGCUCGCCGUGCGCUUGUCUACGCCAACAUGAUGAUCUUCUUGGGACAAUUCACUGGAAUCAACGCCAUCAUGUACUACAUGUCCGUCCUCAUGAGCCAAAUGGGCUUCGACAAGUACCAAUCCAACUACAUGUCCCUCGUCGGCGGCGGCGCACUCCUCCUCGGUACCAUUCCAGCCAUCUUCCUCAUGGAAACCUGCGGGCGACGUUUCUGGGCUAUCGCCAUGUUGCCCUGCUUUUUCGUCGGACUGGUCCUGAUCGGAGUGAGCUAUCACCUCCCAGUCGGUAGCUCUGCUUCACUCGGAGUCUACUUCACUGGCCUCAUCACCUACGAGUUCUUCUUCGGGUCAUACGCGUGCCUUACGUGGGUCGUGCCGUCAGAGAGCUACCCCACUUACCUCCGUUCAUACGGCAUGACGACCUCGAGUGCGCUGUUGUUCUUGUCCUCUUUCGUCGUGACAUACAACUUCAGCGCCAUGCAAGAUGCCUUCACCCGGACUGGAUUGACACUUGGAUUCUACGGCGGUAUCGCCGUUCUGGGCUGGUUCUAUCAGAUCUUCUUCAUGCCCGAAACUAAAGACAAGACUUUGGAGGAGAUCGAUCUCAUUUUCGAAAAGCCCACUGCACAGAUCAUCAAGGAGAAUGCGGCCAGCGCCUGGGAGACAACCACAGACUUGUGCAGUUUCCGAUUCCGCAAGGUCUUCAUUGAUGGCCACGCACCGCGUCGGGCGAGUAUCGUUGAGCAAUUGGCCAACCGCCCAAUGCACUGA